GACGGGAGGCGGGCGAUGGCGGGCGGCGGCGCGGCGGCGCUGGCCCUGGUGCUGGCGGCAGGGCUGGCGGCCGCUGGGAAGAUGAAAGUCGUGGAGGAGCCCAACAGUUUCGGGCUGAACAACCCCUUCUUGCCUCCGUCCAACCGCCUGCAGCCUAAGGCCGGCCCCUCUCCGCUCUCAGGGCCUGCGCACCUUUUCCGGCUGGCGGGGAAGUGCUUCAGCUACGUGGAAUCGAUGUACAAGUACGAGUUCUGCCCCUUCCACAACGCCACGCAGCACGAGCAGACCUUCCGCUGGAACGCGUACAGCGGCAUCCUCGGCAUCUGGCAUGAAUGGGAAAUUGAAAACAGUACUUUUGUUGCUAUGUGGAUGAGAGAUGGAGAUUCAUGUGAAACCAAGAACAGACAGACAAAGGUUCUACUUUUAUGUGGAAAGAAAAACAAAUUGGCUCAUGUGUCUGAACCAAGCACCUGUGUUUAUUCUCUGACAUUUGAAACACCACUUGUUUGUCAUCCACAUGCUCUCUCAGUGUAUCCAGCAUUGCCUGAAGCCCUCCAGAAAAAGUGGGAUGAAGUGGAACAGUUGCUUUAUGAUGACUUAAUCACAGAACAGGGAUACAAGAAAAGAUUGAGAGAUAUAUUUGAAGAAGCCAGCUUUUUUAAAUCAACAAGAGAGGUAAAAAGGAAGAAAACAAAACCACAGCAUACAGAAUCUGACUCACUGGAUAAGUGCAAUAAGGAAUACCAGCAACUUUCUAAUGAGUUGCAGAAACUUAGAGACUUAUUAACUCAGCAUGGAGUUGCAUAUGAAACAAUCCUGACCAGAAACGAUGAUAAUCACAUCACCCAAAGAUUUACGAUAGAAAAGCCACUGCUGACCAUGGUUUCAAAAACUGGUCAGCAGCUGCAUGGAGAUGCAGAAACUGGCCGAGUUUCUUAGAAUUGGGCAACAUCUGAUUUUAGUCUCCACUAGAGUUUGGAAUUCUUUUCUGUACCACUGGGAAUGAAGACUAAAGACAUCUUUUGAAUUUCUGUCUGCAGGAACGUAGCCAACUUUGAACUAUCUCUGCUUCCUUCCUAACAAUGUUGUAUGAGGGAUUCAUGGACUUGAGGAAUCAUGAAAUAAAUUCCAUUCCUUGUUAAUUUA
Molecule: messenger RNA, 1146 nt
Organism: Varanus komodoensis (Komodo dragon)
Lineage: Eukaryota; Metazoa; Chordata; Lepidosauria; Squamata; Varanidae
Gene: GNPTG
Product: N-acetylglucosamine-1-phosphate transferase subunit gamma
Exons: 12
Coding region: 16-939 (307 amino acids)
Cellular component (GO): Golgi apparatus
Source: RefSeq, a predicted model, not a curated record